CAGCAGAAAGCACGCCACGCUCCCCCCUCCCACCGUCCCACACUCCCACGUCGGCUCUUCACUCCUCGCAAAGCGAAGAACGGGGCCGGGGAGACCGGGCGAAGGGGGAGCGAAGAUCCGGGAGCAGAGCUGCUGCCAGAUCCCGCAAAGCGGGCGGCGAAGUAACGGCUGUGCCUCCAUCGCGACCUCUGCAGUUUCGGCUCCGGGCGGCGCCUGCUUGCCUGCCUGUCUGCCUCCCUGCAGAAACGUACGAGCCGGCUUUCGAUAGCACAGUAAAUUCCAUCGGCGGCUUCUACUGCCGCCGCUCUGUCCACAGCGUCCAACUGUCCGGCGAUACUCAUUAAUUUACUGCCCGGCGCGCGACAGGAGAGAGCGCGGCCGGCGAUCGGUGUGAGGAUGGUGCCGGGCGAUCACGCGGAGGAGGCCAUCGUGCCCAUGGCGGACGGCGCCAACGGCAGGGGGGAGGUGCGCGCGAUGGACACGGCGUGGGACGGCGGCGAGGACUCCGAGCAGCAGCAUGGCGGCGGCGGGAAGUUCAGCAUGAAGGACCUGCUGUGGCACGGCGGCUCCGUCUGGGACGCCUGGUUCAGCUGCGCCUCCAACCAGGUUGCGCAGGUGCUGCUGACGCUGCCCUACUCCUUCUCGCAGCUGGGGAUGGUGUCGGGCCUCCUGCUGCAGGUGUUCUACGGCCUCAUGGGCAGCUGGACCGCCUACCUCAUCAGCGUCCUCUACGUCGAGUACCGCGCCCGCAAGGAGAAGGAGGGCGCCAGCUUCAAGAACCACGUCAUACAGUGGUUCGAAGUCCUCGAUGGGCUGCUGGGCCCGUACUGGAAGGUGGCUGGGCUCGCCUUCAACUGCACCUUCCUCCUCUUCGGCUCCGUCAUCCAGCUCAUCGCCUGCGCAAGUAACAUCUACUACAUCAACGACCGGCUGGACAAGCGGACAUGGACCUACAUCUUCGGAGCCUGCUGCGCCACCACCGUCUUCAUCCCCUCCUUCCACAACUACCGCAUAUGGUCCUUCCUAGGACUCGGCAUGACCACUUACACAGCAUGGUACAUCACAAUCGCUGCUGCCGUCCACGGCAAGGUCGACGGCGUCAAGCACUCGGGCCCGACCAGCCUCAUGCUCUACUUCACCGGCGCCACCAACAUCCUCUACACUUUCGGAGGCCAUGCCGUCACCGUCGAGAUCAUGCACGCCAUGUGGAAACCUCGCAAGUUCAAGUACAUCUACCUGGUGGCGACGUUGUACGUCUUCACGCUGACGCUGCCGUCGGCGGCGACCAUGUACUGGGCAUUCGGCGACGCGCUGCUCACGCACUCCAAUGCCUUCUCCCUCCUCCCCAAGACCGGGUGGCGCGACGCCGCGGUGAUCCUCAUGCUCAUCCACCAGUUCAUCACCUUCGGCUUCGCCUGCACCCCGCUCUACUUCGUGUGGGAGAAGGCCAUCGGCAUGCACCACACCGGCAGCAUCUUCCUCCGCGCCCUCGCGCGCCUUCCCAUUGUCGUCCCCAUCUGGUUCUUCGCCAUCAUCUUCCCCUUCUUCGGGCCCAUCAACUCCGCCGUCGGCGCCCUCCUCGUCAGCUUCACCGUCUACAUCAUCCCCGCCGUGGCACACAUGCUCACCUACCGCUCCGCCUCCGCCAGACAGAAUGCGGCGGAGAAGCCGCCGGCAUUCCUGCCGAGCUGGAGCGGGAUGUUCGUGGUGAACCUCUUUGUCGUCGUGUGGGUGCUGGUCGUCGGCUUCGGGCUCGGCGGCUGGGCCAGCGUCACCAACUUUGUCAAGCAGAUCGACACCUUUGGCCUCUUCGCCAAAUGCUACCAAUGUCCACCCAAGGCGCACGUUGGGUCGCCUCUCUCGGCGCCGCCGCACCACUAGCGGGGCAGUUCCAGCCGCCAGCCGGAAACAAGGAGCUUCCGAUCGAUGCUAGUUUCUGAUCGCCUUGUCAUAGGACAAAUCUCCUAUAGCGCGUUGGUGAAGCUAGGGUAGUACUAGAACAUCUUGCAUGUUUAUCACUAGCCAGGAUUAUUAUGCAGUUCAUCGGUUUAUUUUCUAUGGUAAAAAUAUCUCUGCUUCAAAAAUACCAUAUGUUGAUGCCGUUC
This is a messenger RNA of Lolium rigidum, 2105 nucleotides long. Its product is annotated as auxin transporter-like protein 2. The record is from RefSeq and is a predicted model, not a curated record. The transcript is spliced from 8 exons. Gene Ontology annotation, cellular component: plasma membrane. The coding region runs from base 397 to 1881 and encodes 494 amino acids. Lineage: Eukaryota; Viridiplantae; Streptophyta; Magnoliopsida; Poales; Poaceae.